Messenger RNA from Pogona vitticeps (central bearded dragon), 1379 nucleotides. RefSeq names its product coiled-coil domain containing 73 (gene CCDC73). The record is from RefSeq and is a predicted model, not a curated record. Lineage: Eukaryota; Metazoa; Chordata; Lepidosauria; Squamata; Agamidae.
GUCUCCAGGUCUUGUCCUGACCUCCUGAAGUUACAAUUUGGAAAAUGGAUGAAGGCUUAAAUGAAGAAACAUCUACAUAUAACUUACAAAAUUCCUCAAAAGCAUUGCUUUGUAUUCAGCGAUUAGAUUUCAAAACAAGCCUUCUGGAGGCAAUAGAAGAACUGCGUAUGAGAAGGGGUUCAGAAAUUAGUUAUGAAGAACAAAUUCACAAACUUGUCGUUGAAAAACAAGAACUUGAGUGGCAAAAGGAAGCUCUUCAGCAGCAGAAAGAGGUGUUAAACAGACAGCAUACAGAAGCCAUGGCAGCCUUUAAAAAACAGUUUCAAGCAAGGAUGUUUGCUAUGGAAGAAGAAAAGGGAAAGUUUCUGCUUGCCAAAGAAGCAAAAGAAAGAGAAACAGAGGGUUUAAAGGAAACAUUAAAAAAACUACAGAUUUCAAAAUACACUUUACAAAAGAAGCUUAAUGAAAUGGAGCAAAAGCUGCAGUUGCACUUUUUAGCAAAGGAAGACCAGCAGAAGAAUAUGAAUGAAUUUGAGAAAUGUCAUGCAACUAUUACGUGUCAGUUUGGAAUACUAAGAGGCAGUCAUGAGAGAUUAGAGCAGAAUGUUAUGGAAGCAGUCCAACUGAAUAAGAAAUUGCAAGAUGUGAAUAAAAGACAAGCAUCUGAAAUAGAUAAUCUAAAAAAGGAACUAAAAGAAGUUACAGCAAAGAUGAUAAGAUCCAAUGUCACUUGUCAGCACAGAGUGGGAGAAGAAAACCUCAAGCGUACAGCAAGGGAGCAAGAGUUACAAGAGCUGCGGCAAAAAAAUGCAAUGGAGACAGAGUUGAAUAGAAAAAUCACUGAGGAAAAUACACAGCUUAAAGAAGAGAAAGAGGAGCUUAUUGCUUCUCUACAACAUAUACAGCAACUGCUCUGCAGACAGAUUGAAACAAACACCAGAAUGGAAAUGGAGCUGAAUAAAUUAAAAGAAGAAUAUCAGACCCUUGAAAGAGAUAAUGAGCUGCAAAGGGAGAAGGCAAAAGAAAAUGAAGAAAAGUUCCUUAUUCUUCAAAAUGAAUAUAACAAAGCACAAGCAACUUGGAAAAGUGAGGCUAGAGACUUACCUAUUGAAUAUGAAAUGCAUACAGGCAGUAAGGAAAGCAAAUAUACACAAACAACCUUAAAAGUUUCAAAUAAUCUUGCACAAGAGGAAAAUGGAAUAAAAGAUGCACUACCUGCCUCUUUCAACCCUGAUGUAAAGCUGACAGCACAAAACAGUGCUUAUAUGUGUGUAUGGGAAGAUAACUCAGUUAGUACCGAAGGUAUAGUUCACAAUUACAAUACAAAGGAAGCAGCUGUCCUGAUAAUUUAUAAGGAUUAUUUAUGUUAUGCUCAUUGA